AAUUCUUGAAAAUUUUCUUGCUGUUUUUCAUACCUGAUUGCCUGCCUCUAGCGGUGAUAUAAAUAUAGAAUAUAUGUAAGGAUGCCCCCCAAUAGACUUCCCCUGGAUCUCUACCAGACACGUCCCACUGGGUCGAAGACCCCAGGGCUGGCCCAGGACAUGCUGGCUGGACUAUGUCACUCGGCUGGCCUGGGAAUGCUUGGGAAUUCCCCAGGAUGAGCUAGAGUCUGUCGCCAGGGAAAAGGAGGCCUGGACUGCCCUUCUCAGCAUGCUGCCACCGCGACCCUCACCAGGACAAGCAUUUUAGAAACUAACGAAUAAAGCUGUGAUUCUUCUUGGCCACAGAUAUUACUAUGUGGAUUCAGAAUAUGAACUUAUUUAAAUUACCAUCUCUGCUGGCUUAUACCAUGAAGGCUGUCCUGCCUAUGAUUCAUCCUCUAUCCAACCAGACUUAUUUUGUAUUAGAAGCUUACAGAUCCUGAAGAUGUCAAUAUAGAAUAUAAUCUUGAGUCUCUUUCGCAGGCGAGGCUGCAUUUGUUUGGUCAUGAAUCCCGCAUUCCCAGACACUGCAUGCUCAAGCAUCUUUUGUUUGUCCAUAUAUUAGGGGCUGAACAGGCAUGGCAUUGGCCAGAGGAGAGAUUGGAGGAUGUAGAGGUGAUCGGACCUGCCAAUGACUGGUGCCGGCAGUGUCAAGAUUGGCCUCUGUGAAGGAGGUCCGUGAGAAUUGGUCUGAUGGAGCAAAGGCACUCAGCGCGGCUCGGUAGACAAAGACAACAAUGGGACCAGUAUGCAAACAGCAUGGAUUCUACUGGAAAUUUUACACAGGACCAGAGAUUUCCAAUGGGAGAGAAACCCUUCAAGUGCACUCUGUGUGGGAAGGCAUUUUCAAAUUCAUCUGCUCUUAAAAUACACCAGAGAACACACACAGGAGAAAAACCCUUCCAGUGCACUGUGUGUGAGAAGGCAUUUUCACGUUCAUCUUAUCUUAAAAAACACCAGAGAACACACACAGGAGAGAAACCCUUCAAAUGUAGUGUGUGUGGGAAGGCAUUUUCAAGUUCAUCUUCUUUUAAAAUACACCAGAGAACACACACAGGAGAAAAUGCCUUCAAGUGCACUGUGUGUGAGAAGGCAUUUUCAAGUUCAUGUUAUCUUAAAAUACACCAGAGAACACACACAGGAGAGAAACCCUUCAAUUGUAGUGUGUGUGGGAAGGCAUUUUCAAGUUCAUCUUAUCUUAAAAAACACCAGAGAACACACACAGGAGAGAAACCCUUCAAGUGCACUGUGUGUGGGAAGGCAUUUUCAAGUUCAUGUUAUCUUAAAAUACACCAGAGAACGCACACUGGAGAGAAACCCUUCAGGUGUAGUGUGUGUGGGAAAGCAUUUUCAGAUUUAUCUGCUCUUAAAAAACACCAGAGAACACACACAGGAGAGAAAGCCUUCAAGUGCACUGUGUGUGGGAAGGCAUUUUCAAGUUCAUCUUAUCUUAAAAUACACCAGAGAACACACACAGGAGAUAAACCCUUCAAGUGCACUGUGUGUGGGAAGGCAUUGUCAAGUUCAUUUUAUCUUAAAAAACACCGGAGAACACACACAGGAGAGACACCCUUCAAGUGCACUGUGUGUGGGAAGGCAUUUUCAAGUUCAUUUUAUCUUAAAAAACACCAGAGAACACACACAGGAGAGAAACCCUUCAAGUGCACUGUGUGUGGGAAGGCAUUUUCAAGUUCAUCUUAUCUUCAAAUCCACCAGAGAAUGCACAAAGGAGAGAACCCCUUCAAGUGCAGUGUGUGUGAAAUGGCAUUUUCAUAUUCAUCAAAUCUUAAAAUACACCAGAGAACACACACAGGAGAGAAACCCUUCAAGUGCACUCUGUGCGGGAAGGCAUUUUCAGAUUCAUCUGCUCUUAAAAAACACCAGAGAACACACACAGGAGAGAAACUCUUCAAGUGCACUGUGUGUGUGAAGGCAUUUUCAAGUUCAUUUAAUCUUAAAAAACACCAGAGAACACACACAGGAGAGAAACCCUUCAAGUGCACUGUGUGUGGGAAGGCAUUUGCAUGGGCAUCAGGUUUACAGAUCCACCAGAGAACACACACAGGAGAGAAACCCUUCAAGUGCACUGUGUGUGAGAUGGCAUUUUCACAGUCAUCUAAUCUUACAAUCCACCAGAGAACGCACAACGGAGAGAACCCCUUCAGGUGUAGUGUGUGUGGAAAGGCAUGUUCAAGUUCAUUUUAUCUUAAAAUACACCUGAUAAUACACACAGGAGAGAAACCCUUCAAGUGCAGUGUGUGUGGGAAGGCAUUUUCAAGUUCAUUUUAUCUUAAAAUACACCAGAGAACACACACAGGAGAGAAACCCUUUAGGUGUAGUGUGUGUGGGAAGGCAUUUUCAGAUUCAUCUGCUUUUAAAAAACACCAGAGAACACACACAGGAGAGAAACCCUUCAGGUGUAGUGUUUGUGGGAAGGCAUUUUCAUUUUCAUCUGCUCUUAAAAAACACCAGAGAACACACACAGGAGAGAAACCCUUCAGGUGUAGUAUAUGUGGGAAGGCAUUUUCAUUUUCAUCUGCUCUUAAAAUACACCAGAGAACACACACCGUAGAGAAACCCUUCAAGUGCACUGUGUGUGGGAAGGCAUUUUCAAGUUCAUUUUAUCUUAAAAUACACCAGAGAACACACACAGGAGAGAAACCCUUUAGGUGUAGUGUGUGUGGGAAGGCAUUUUCAGAUUCAUCUGCUUUUAAAAAACACCAGAGAACACACACAGGAGAGAAACCCUUCAGGUGUAGUGUGUGUGGGAAGGCAUUUUCAUUUUCAUCUGCUCUUAAAAAACACCAGAGAACACACACAGGAGAGAAACCCUUCAGGUGUAGUAUAUGUGGGAAGGCAUUUUUAUUUUCAUCUGCUCUUAAAAUACACCAGAGAACACACACCGUAGAGAAACCCUUCAAGUGCACUGUGUGUGGGAAGGCAUUGUCAAGUUCAUUUUAUCUUAAAAAACACCAGAGAACACACACAGGAGAGAAAGCCUUCAAGUGCACUGUGUGUGGGAAGGCAUUUGCACAGUCACCACAGCUUCAUAGCCACCAGAGAACACACACAGGAGAGAAACCCUUCAAGUGCACUGUGUGUGGGAAGGCACUUUCAAGUUCAUCUUAUCUUAAAAUACACCAGAGAACACACACAGGAGAGAAACCCUUCAAGUGCACUGUGUGUGAGAAGGCAUUUGCAUGGACAUCAGGUUUACAGAUCCACCAGAGAACACACACAGGAGAGAAAGCCUUCAGGUGUAGUGUGUGUGGGAAGGCAUUUUCAAGUUCGUCUUAUCUCAAAAUACACCAGAGAAUACAUACAGGAUAUAAACCCUUCAAGUGCAGUGUGUGUGAGAUGGCAUUUUCACAGUCAUCUAAUCUUAAAAUCCACCAGAGAACGCACACAGGAGAGAAACCCUUCAAGUGCAGUGUGUGUGAGAUGGCAUUUUCAAGUUCAUCUUAUCUUAAAACGCACCAGAAAACACACACAGGAGAGAACCCCUUCAAGUGCAGUGUUUGUGAGAUGGCAUUUUCACAGUCAUCAAAUCUUAAAAAGCACCAGAGAACACACACAGGAGAGAAACCCUUCAAGUGCACCCUGUGCGGGAAGGCGUUUGAACAGUCAACACAGCUUAAUACACACCAGAGAACACACAGGCAUCAGAAGACCCCCAAGGAGUGUAGUCUGAAAUCGACUUGUGAAAGUCAAAGUGCUGCAAUGAGCCCAUCCCUCCUGAAAAAAGAACCAGAAGUAAAUUCCAGCUUGGACACUAUGAAAUGUAUCAAGGUGAAAUUUGAAGAGGCGACGGUGAAGAGCGAAGAAGUGACGGUGAAGAGCGAAGAAGUGAAGGUCAAAUGUGAAGAUGAACAUUCAACUCCAAAAUCGGACCUUCACAUCUAUGGAGGCAACGUGAAGCAGGAGGAGAAUUCUGACUGUGAGGCAGAGCGAGGCAACUCCCAGCAGUUUGUGGAAGUGGAGGUGUGGGUGGACUUCUUAGACAAUACAAAGUCAAAUGGAGAACCUGUCCUGUAGAUGUAUAAGCUUGAGACAAUGCAGCUCCAAUAGAUUCACAUUUGUCACAGACCUUUAUUGAAAAGAACGUGAAGUUGAACACUCCAUUCCUAGGUUCAACCUGCAGAGUAAGAGCGGUCAGUAUUUGCGGACAUGUGAGUGGGGUAGAUCUCUAACUAGGAGCGAGAGCCAAUAAGCCCCCAAGCAUUCACUGUUAUACUAAUAUUAGCAUUUAUAUGGUGCUUGCUUAAUCGCCUCAGCAACUCGGAGUUUUGUAUCGUAUCUCAUCACAAACACUCGAAGAGCACGCCUUUUGGAGUCCUCUAGGUUAACACCGUUUGAUACUAGGCUCGAAAGAAAGCUGUCUCUGGUGUGGACCAAUCAGUUUCAAAGACAAUGUAUAUGUUGUUUCCUAUGACUAACCACACGGUGAUCCGAGGGGAGAGAUUUACGUAAAGACAGAGACACGACCCAUACAUCGAGACUACUGCAAGCUACAGAAGACUACAAACGACAGAGAGUACUGUGAAGGGCAGACUCCGGGGCAUGGCCUCGAGAUCAACAAUGGGUGUUGUGUCUCGCAGAGAAGAGGAGCGAGGUGAUGCUCGGUGCUGAGUUCGGCAUGGACCGACAUAGUAUCGUUGAGAGUUUUAUUCUACAUUCAUCAUGACAGAAGAAGUAUCGCUCAAAGUUAUUCUACACUGAGUGCCAGCUCCCACGAGCAGCUGCAGCCCGAGAGAUAGUGUCGAGCAACGACGAGCAAUCAACCGGGAGAAAGGGUGAAAGUCCAAUUAUCGACCAAGCCGGCAUCAUAGAGAACCAGCUGCACACGCAACCAGGCAUCGCCAGAGAGCACGGAGCCGGAGAGAGAGCGCAGCAGCGCCACCGAGCAAGGGUGUCAGCUGCCAGCGGACGAGCGGCGAGCGCUGUCGAGCACCUUCAAAGACAGGCAUCGUGCCGACUCAGCUCAUCCAGCAGGGGAAAGAGCCUGACCAGCCGCCCGUGAGGAAGAGGAGAGCGCCGUGUGGGUUCGACCUACACACACCGACCAGCACCAGCUGUGAACCAAGACAAGAGUGAGGAACGGCGACUAGCAGACGAGCUGCGGGCGCUAUCUGACGACGGAAUCAUCGCGCACCGUCGACGGUGAGCGUCGUGCCGACUCUUCAUCCAGCAGUGGGCAGCAGCUCCAGCUGCCGCCAAGCGAGAGAGAGAGAGCAAGGAAGCUGUGUAUAUGACCCUCCCCCACACUCACAUACCACGUAUCACCCAGCGUCUGCUUGACGCAAAGAAUUGAUCAAGGAGACAAAACCACCAAACACACACAUACCGCACAUACCGGGACUAAUAAUAAGAAGAAGAAUGAUAAGAGUGCGUCAACUAUUAGCUUAUAAUGAAGAACAUUGCUGCCCAUUGAGUCACAUGGAUACGGUCGUUGAGAGGUAUUUUAGUCGUUCUUUUUGUUCAUUUUAACUGUACCGAUUAAUUCAUUGACGAAACUUAACGUUUAGAAACCUAUGUUACGAAUCCACACACUCGCAGGGAGACUUGCGUUGAAAUCUUUCUUUUCAUCACAGAAUCUUGCCUGCGAAUUUAUUGACGCCUUAGCCAGUUGAUAAGCAUUUGCUGAAGCAGGCACACUGCCGCACACCCUUGUUCCGAGACAUUUAGUUAAUUGUAUAAUUUACCAAUGAAUUCAUUGAGGUCUACUUUUGCAAUCGGGACAUGUUUCUUUAUUGCCGUUCGUAUGAAUAUCGUCACAUUUAUUUUAAGGACUGUUUCCUAUCGCCGUAUAUGCUCGUGUUACUCUGAGAAAUGAACCGAUUCCUCUGUUACCCAGUUUAACAACGUAAUCAUUGAGGGUUAAAUGUACGGAUCAAUGAGGAGCACAUCUCCAGGAGUACUGUGUUGACAAUUCCAAGUGUAAUAAAGGACUCUUUCUCAA
Molecule: messenger RNA, 5998 nt
Organism: Lethenteron reissneri (Far Eastern brook lamprey)
Lineage: Eukaryota; Metazoa; Chordata; Hyperoartia; Petromyzontiformes; Petromyzontidae
Product: zinc finger protein 14-like
Biological process (GO): regulation of transcription by RNA polymerase II; embryo development
Cellular component (GO): nucleus
Molecular function (GO): RNA polymerase II transcription regulatory region sequence-specific DNA binding; DNA-binding transcription factor activity, RNA polymerase II-specific
Source: RefSeq, a predicted model, not a curated record